Frankliniella occidentalis (western flower thrips) is the source of this 2031-nucleotide messenger RNA. Its product is annotated as pancreatic lipase-related protein 2-like. Gene Ontology annotation, biological process: lipid metabolic process. Lineage: Eukaryota; Metazoa; Arthropoda; Insecta; Thysanoptera; Thripidae. The record is from RefSeq and is a predicted model, not a curated record. Gene Ontology annotation, molecular function: carboxylic ester hydrolase activity; lipase activity.
GCCACGCCACGACCAAGUGCUUCGGGAACAUGACCGAGUACGGCUGCUACUCCCUGGGGGAGCCCUGGACGUCCGAGGCCAGGCCGAUCUCGCAGUACCCGGAGCCACCAGAAGUGUUGGACGUGCUCUUCUGCCUGUACUCCAGGAGGAACCGAACGUGCCAGCUGCUGGAUGUAACUGAGCCUGCGUCCAUCUACAGAUCGUCCCUGGUGCCCGGACACCGGACUUACCUCUUGGCACACGGCUUCCUCGAGAGCGGAGAGAAACCGUGGCUCCAGCUCAUGAAGGACCGGCUGCUGGAGCGCGCCGACGUGAACGUCAUCAUCGUGGACUGGGGGCGGGGCUCCGGGCCGCCCUACAACCAGGCCGUGGCCAACACCCGCAUGGUGGGCUACAUGGCGGCGCGGCUGCUCUACCACAUGAAGAUGUACUCUGGAGUGAACCCCGAGCUGUGCCACUUCAUCGGCCACAGCUUGGGCGCGCAUUUGGCCGGCUACGCGGGCUACCACCUGAGGCAGGACUUCAACCUCAAACUCGGCCGCAUCACCGGCAUGGACCCCGCGCAGCCCCACUUCAGCAACACGGACCCGCUGGUACGCCUCGACCCCACCGACGCCGUGUUCGUGGACGUGAUCCACACGGACGCCAUCGACCACGUGACGGGUGGCUUCGGCAUUGAGGAGCCCAUCGGGCAUCUGGACUUCUACCCGAACGGCGGCAACAACCAGCCGGGCUGCGAGCAGAACAUCCUCAGUUUCAUAUCGAAAGAGGACGGGAGCCUCUUUAAAGGUAUCAAGAAGUUCAUCGGCUGCAACCACGUCCGCGCCCACGAGUUCUUCUCCGAGACCAUCCUGCGGGCGCACUCGUCGUGCGGCUUCUGGGGCGUCGAGUGCGAGAGCUACGACAAGUUCCGGAACGGGUCCUGCUUCGCGUGCACGGCGCCGGGCCACCACCACCACGGCAACAAGGGCGCGGGCCACGGGCUCGCGCACGUGCACAGCGACCACGGCCAGGCCGGCCCGCUGUGCGCCAGGAUGGGUCUGGAGGCGGGCCAGAAGAGGUUCCAGAACGCGGGCCGGCCCGUGCGGCUGUACCUGCUCACCGGGGCGGAGGCGCCGUUCUGCAGGUGGCUGUACCUCAUCACCGUGCAGCUCUCCUCCAGCAACAAGUCAGUCAUCGACGGCGGCGAGGUCGGCAAGAUCAACGUGUCUCUGAGGGGCGACGUGGGGGUGGCCAAGGACAUGCACCUGUACGACAGGGAGACCUACCUUGCUCCUGGCAGCCUUCACCAGAGGGUCGUGUCAGGUGCCAGGGUCGGCACUGUCCAUUCAGUGACCAUCACGUUCGAGUACGUCACGUCCUUCAACCCGCUCACCUGGCGAUUCUUCGAGGUCACCAAGAUCCACGUGGCGUCCAUUACCGUCGAGCCCCUCAGCGUCCACGGCCACGAAAGACUCAAGCUGUGCACGAAAGACGACACGCUGAUGUCGGGCAAGCCGGUAACGCUGACCCGGGCAAACGACUGCGGCUGAUGUGGUCAGUGGGUUGCCGUCAAAAGUGUGACGCAGUCCGAAAUCCGCGCUGCAGGACGGACACCCGUGUGUUCGACUAAGUCUAAUGUGUGAUAGUGGGUGCGCUCCGGUGAGUCGAUGCCAUGAUACUGCCUUAAGUAAUGCGUGUAAGUCGCAAUUUGGAACAAUUUUGCAUUAAGGGUGGGUCAAGCGCAUUCCCUCAGUACAAGUACAAAUGAAUGUGACGGGCGGAUGUAGGUGAAAGUGUUGACAAGUCCACUGCAGUGGAAAACCGUGAGGGGGAGAAGACUCUUCCCUGACGGGGACAGGGCAGGAUGUACAUUAUGCGGUUGUGAGAACCAUGCGAUUGAGUAGAUCAGGGUUAGUAUUUUCAUGUCCGGUAAACUUAGGGUGAUGUGUUGUCCCGACCAGUUCAAAUAUCAGUAUUCAUGCAAAAUGGGACAACUAGCAGUGUAUUUAUCUCUCUGAUAUCAAAUACAGUAUUUAUUUAUGUUAUAAU